UUUCCAGAUGUUUUGCUUUCUUUUAUUAUUAUUGUACUUGGCUGUGUUGGCGGAUGGCGAACAAGCAAUCGUAGAGGGCCCACAGGAAUCGUCUGUAUUUUUAGGACAAACUGUAGUACUCAAGUGCAAAGUAAAAAAUCAGAAAGGUGCUGUGCAAUGGAUGAAAAAUGGUUUUGGUUUGGGAGUGGAUCGUCAGCUCAAGUUCUUUCCUAGAUAUUCGAUGAUAGGUAGUGCAAGUCGAGGAGAGUAUAAUUUACAGAUAACAAACACAACCGUAGGCGACGAUGACGUUUAUGCUUGUCAAAUAAGCGAAGCGGCGAGCGAACCAUCCGUCAUUUCGAAUCCAGCCAAGCUUACAGUACUCAUUCGACCGACACCACCGAAACUCCAGAAGACAGGCCACUUUAUGAAUGCUGUGGCUGGAGAGAAUGUGUUACAAUCGUGCUUGUCCAGGAAAGGUAAACCUCCACCAAGACUUGGAUGGGCUUUGAGCUAUGACGCUGAAUGCCGAAAUAUCUCGGCAUGGCUCGGUGAAACUCGUGUGAAAUUUUCUCACUUGUUCAAAAACACGAUAGCGACACAGGAGUCUCUACAAGCAGAGAUCGAAGAGGAGAUCCAAAAAGACGGCCACGGUUACAUAGUUUCUAGUAAUAUCAGCUUUGUUCCACGACCUGGUGAUGAUCGCAAGUAUCUUGUCUGCAUGAGUCAGCAUGACACGUUUCCGGAAAAGAGCGAAUGCGACUCCGUGAAGCUCAUGCUACAGUAUGCACCAAGAGUGAAUCUUUCACUUGCUUCUCAUCAAAAACUUCGAGAAGGUGGUUCAGCUUUUCUCGCCUGUAAUGUAGACGCUAAGCCCUUGGAUAAUAUCCGAAUUGCAUGGUAUAAAAAUGGUAAUCAGCUACUUCCACAUACAACUGAUACUCUGUUUCUCGAAACUUUGAAAAUGGAAGAUCAUCGAACCGAGUACACAUGUCAAGCGACAAACUCCGUCGGGACAAGCCGCUCAUCAAUGUGGAUUGAUGUGUCAUUCGGGCCUAGAAUCAUGUCCACUCCGCAAGAGAAGGAAGUCAACGAAGGCGAACCUGCAUCAUUUCGAUGUGAUGCUGUCGGGAAUCCCAGUCCUACAAUCUUGUGGACGAGAGCAGGAGACGAUCAGAUUCUUUCCAAAGGAGACACGAUCUCGAUUAGCAAUGCUCGUAGCUGGCAACAAGGUGAAUACAUCUGCACUGCAGUAGUCGAAGGAUUCAAACAUGCUUCCGUAUCGCACUUUCUGCACAUUCGAGGCCCUCCAAUUAUCACGGUUCCGGCUGAGGUGGCUGCUGACGUUGGAGAAACCGUUGAGAUGUCCUGUCAUGUCAGUGGCAGACCAAAACCAUUGGAAGUGAACUGGAAAAAGAAUGGCGAAGAUCUUGACUAUGCUUCAGGGAAGAUGCAGGUCCAUCAAAUUCCACGGUCUUACGGUGUCGAAAGUCGACUGAUAAUUCGUGAUUUACGAGAGAUUGACAUGGGUGCCUAUAAUUGCACGGCUAAUAAUGGUAUUGGUGCAGAUGCGAAAACAGUGACGCUGCAGCCACGUGGUGUUGGAAAUCUUUUCGCUUACUUUGGCACAACCACACUGGUGGCACUUGCUACCGCCCUGCUCACUCUGCUCAUAUUCAUAUGCUGUUGUAUAAUCUAUAAGCGCCCGAUCUUACCAGAGAAAGGCGCUCGAUUCAUUGACGAUCCAUCGGACGUGACUGUGAAGUGCGAAGUCCUUGAUGGAAAUUUCUUCCCGGAAAUGUAUAGUUGUGGUGAUGGUGGAAAUAUCGCAUCUUCAAAGGACUACAUAUCUAUCCCUCAAAAUAAUCCAGAUUUGGAUUAUGUGCAAACAACAACAUUCUUUAAUUCCCUCUAUCCUAAAUGUGCUAAUUCGUCGUCACCAGAAUAUAAUGUCAUGAAUGGAAAAAUGGAACAUUCCUAUGGAUCAUUCGCUUCUGGAGUCUCUACACCUGGAGCUCUCUCCGAUAUGUACGGAAUCAGCGUGGAAAAGGCACAAGGUCUUGAAACUUUGCAAGAAGUCGACACGCCGAAUAUCUCUAACUACAACUUUUUACAAACCGUCGAUAAUAGGCCACCUAGUAGGACGUCUACUCAUGUAUAGCCCGAUAUGUGCUUCUCAUUCGAACAUGAUCUCAAUCUGAUUAGUCUAUUAGAAGCUCUAUUAUAUCUGAAAGUGUCAUUUGUGCAAGUAUUAUCUAACUUUCUGACUCUCAGAGAUAUCCCUACACGAGUCAGGGAGUAGAUGACGUCAUUCGCUUACGUACAGUUCACAGAUGAUGUUCCAAAAUUCGACAUUAACUACCACCUAUAUUUGCGCUCAUCGUUUUAAUUCAAAAUCUAUACUAGCUAUCGACUAGUCAGGUCUUGAUCUUGUCCUAAGUCUCUGUUAGCGCCAGCUGACUCUUAAAGACAGUCUGCAGGUAAAUCUGUACCUGAACGGCAGCUCCUAUGACUCAUUCGUAACCGAGGCUCAACACUUAACUCAUGCCCAAUACCACUUUCCUCGGGGCGGACUAAACAGCGACGAAGUACAGUCUGGGUUGGAGUAUAGAAUUGAAAUGCUCAGCUGCGAAUAAACAAAGAGCUGCCAUGGGUUGCACGAUCGAGUUCACUUGAUCAGUUUCACAGAUAAAAUUUAGCUACCCAAGUUUGCCUGUGCACGGCCAAAAGAGAUUUAUUUCCGUGAGUGCUGUUCAAAAAAUUUCUCUCCUAAUGAUUUUUCGAUUAUGGAACACUGCGUACUGUAUCGUAUCUUCAUUGCCUUCAAUUUCGGGUGCUUUUCUUGCAGUAUAACUACUCAUCAUCGUUAUAUCAGUCCAUUUAACCUUGCUGACGAGCUACAUGCGAUAUGUCAAUGUUUUUCUAGGCAUCAUAGCCGUCCAUGCAAAAAUUACUAUGCAAUUAUCGUAAAUCGUGAAUCUUGCUCAGCCUGUGCUUGUCGAUUUGUUUUUGUCGAACGGAGUGUAAAUUGCCAUUCUCUUAGUCACACCAGUAUAUGUGUUAUAGUGUAUUUGUACAUUACAUGAUAGUUUCACAUGUAUUCUUUUUUGAAUGAAUAUUUUCAUUUGAC
Cylicocyclus nassatus is the source of this 3109-nucleotide messenger RNA. Lineage: Eukaryota; Metazoa; Nematoda; Chromadorea; Rhabditida; Strongylidae. The record is from the annotation of a GenBank genome assembly.